GCCAUUACCCCUCGGCCUGUAUCUCGGGAACGGCUGGAGCUAGAAAACUGUGAGGGGUGUCGUUGAAAUCGUCUCGACGAACUCUAUCAUCUGGCCCCUACAUUUUUUCACGAAAAAUCCAGCCACCAGAAAAAUCACCGGCAGGGAACUCGGAACCACAUCACACGCCAAGGCAUACUCCGUCAGCGGCAGCAGGACAUCGCCAGCACGCGACGCAGCGGCAACAACAUCGUCGUCACAUUAAAUAGUUAUACGAGUCCAUCACCGUAGGUAGUUUAUUUAAUUAAUUAAUUAAGUUAUCACACAACACAAAAUUAGCCUGUAAUUUACCUUUAUUUCUUCAAUCUCCUAUCUAACAUAAUGUCAGCCCCCAUGAAAUCUAACUCCGCCAUCGCAAGCAAGGUCAAGCCGACGCGGUCGCUUCGGGAGAAGGUGCUGUCAAAGUCAGCGAAGUCUGUCGCCUCGGAAAGGUUGGCGCAACCAUCGCAGACGUGCACAGCGGACCUAAAGCCGAAAGCGGCCUCGGUGUCAAACGCGGCGGACCAAAGGACGGCAGUGCUCCAACAGCUGAAGAGCCCCGUCACUGCUUACAGCUCGGCCUGCUCGGAAGCCUCCGACCAGCAACGCACGAGGGAAAACCAGCGAGUCUCGGAGAUAGUAAUUGAAUGGGAACAGUGCAACGUCUCCCCACCCAAACACAUUGUCACAGACGAGGAGGACUCAGACGCCUCGAGCCGGACAGACUACACGUCCGGCAGGAGGGCGAGCAUCCUGUACAGGACACCGAAGAGAGGUACAGGUGUCCAUAUGGACCUCGCCACAAGAGAGGCGAAUACCCUCCUCCAACAGGGAAAAGAGGCGUUGGAAGCGGCCGGCAACAUGAAGCGGGAAUGCAAGGCCACCGCUCAGGAAAGCCUUCAGGGCCUGUACGAGACGGUCCUCUCCUUGUCGGACUCCAGGGCAAGGCACAAAUAUAACCUGGAGAAGGAGAGGUCUCGGCACGCACAGGAGCUAGUGCGCGCAGAGCGGGCUCACACUCGGGACAUGCUCGCUCUCAAAGAGACCCUCGCCACGGAGCUGUGUGGAGCAAGGGAGGACAUACGGGACACCCUGAAGGCCACCAAGAACAUCAGAGAGUGGCUAGGCUCGGAGACCCUCGAGGCGCUGAAAGCAAGCGCUGAAACGAAGAAAGGCGUCCAAGCGCUUGAGGCGACUAUUAGGAAAGAGGCGGAGAGCACGCGUAAGGAGAUAGCCAGAGGCUCUGGGUCGCCGGGAAAAGACAUCCCGAACCCAAUCCUUAUGCGCCUCGAGCUGAAUAUCGCCAACAUAACUAAUCAGCUCGAUACUCUCCGCAAACAGCUGGACCGCCUCAAGCAGACGCCAAAGACUCCAGCCACCAGCAGCAGCGCGCAGUCCAUCCAGCACGAAUGCUGCAUCACCCCCGCAAUGGUGACGGCCGCCUCCACGAUGGAAAGACUGGAGGCACAAGUAUUAAAAUUAACCACACAACUCACCACACACAUUAACACACCCCCUCCUCCUCAGCAAGACAUCAGCCGACACUUCAAGCCACUGAAGGAGAAGCUACAGUCAGUGUCCUCUGAUAUCAGAGACCUCCGCGACAGGCCAGCCCCCACACCCGCAGCGCCAAACCUGCAAUCGGAGCUCGCCAUCGUAGAGGUCAAGCGGACGCUGGCUGAAGUGGUCAGAGGAAUCGGCAAGAUGAGCGAGAGGACACCCGCACCCCAACAACCGAAGCCAGCGGCAAAACCCACCGUCCAGCCACAGUCCGGACACACCCUAAUUGUCUCCUCCAACGAUCCGAAACACACGGGAGACAAUGUCAUGGACAAAAUCAGAGUGGCACUAGACCUGAAGACCUCGGGGGCAAAUAUUAAUAAGACCAGAAAGGCGAAAAACCAAAAGGUCAUCCUAAGCUGCGCGACAAAAGAAGACAUGGAUGUCGUAAAGCGCCAGAUCAUCGGCAAAAAUGACCUGAAGGUACAAGAGCCGAAACCGGGAAAUCCUCUGGUCUGUCUAAGAGGCGUCGAGGCCUACCAAACGGAUGCAGAAAUGGAGAGUCUCCUAUGGUCCCAAAAUAGGAAAAUCCUCCAUGGCAUCGAACCGGGAAGCCAGACGCUGAAGCUUAGAUUCAGGAAGAGAGCCCGUGAUCCCGUAAUCUGCCACCCAGUCUUCGAGCUGUCCCCAGAACUGUGGAAACGGUUCACACAAGGCGAAGCCAAAGUUUUCUGUGGCCUAAAGAGGGUCCCUGUAGAGGACCAGUCCCCUCUGGUACAGUGCAGCAAGUGCAUGGGAUAUGGUCACACAAAGACCAUAUGCACCGAUAAAGCACAAGUCUGCAGCUUCUGCUCAGCAGAGCAUAUCGGGAGGGGCUGCCCCUGGAAAGCGAAGGGAGAGGACCCCAAAUGUGUGAACUGCGUCCGGGCAAAGAAGGAAGGGGACGAAUUGAAGCACCCCUCCUACAGUGCAGACUGCCCGGAACGACAGAAAUGGGACAACAUAGCUAGGUCUAGGAUCGCAUAUUGCUAACGAGGAGGGCACUCAAGCGCA
Molecule: messenger RNA, 2571 nt
Organism: Trichoplusia ni (cabbage looper)
Lineage: Eukaryota; Metazoa; Arthropoda; Insecta; Lepidoptera; Noctuidae
Exons: 1
Coding region: 361-2550 (729 amino acids)
Source: RefSeq, a predicted model, not a curated record